UUUUUUGUUGCAUGUUUCAAAUCUUUUAGAGAUUAUUCAACAUAAAAUUGUAAACUGUCCAGUUCAAUUUUUCUAAUCGUCUCAAUUUAGGUUAAAAACCUGCACAUUUGGAAAGCUGACAUCGGACUUUCAUCCGGAGCUUAGAUACCUUUUUUGGGAUAUUGAGAUCUGUCCGCUAAAGACAAUUAGUCGUGCAGUCUCAGCGAAUGGGUAAAUCCUCCUCUUUUAAACUUUAGGUUCGACCCUACAGCUACCAUGAAGCUUAACAUUGCGAACCCAGCCACCGGCUGCCAGAAAUUGAUCGAAAUCGAAGAUGAACGUCGUCUCCGUGGUUUCUAUGAUAAGCGUAUGGCACAAGAAGUUUCCGGUGAUGCUCUCGGUGACGAAUUCAAAGGCUAUGUUUUCCGUAUCACUGGUGGUAACGACAAGCAAGGUUUCCCCAUGAAGCAAGGUGUCCUUUUGCCCCACCGUGUCAAGCUCUUGAUGUCCAAGGGCCACUCUUGCUACCGUCCUCGCCGUACCGGUGAGCGCAAGAGAAAGUCUGUCCGUGGUUGCAUCGUCGGUCCUGAUCUUUCUGUCUUGUCUCUUGUCGUCGUCAAGCAAGGUGAACAAGACAUUCCUGGUUUGACUGAUACCACUGUUCCCAAGCGUCUUGGCCCCAAGCGUGCUUCCAAGAUCAGAAAGUUCUUCAACUUGUCCAAGGAGGAUGAUGUUCGCAAGUAUGUUAUCCGCCGUGAAGUCCAACCCAAGGCUGAAGGCAAGAAAGCUUACACCAAGGCCCCUAAGAUCCAACGUCUUGUCACUCCCCGUACUCUUCAACACAAGAGACGUAGACAAGCCAUUAAGCGCAGAAGAGCCGAAUCUUCUCGUGAAGCUGAAGCUGAAUACAAGCAAUUGCUUGCCAAGCGUGUCAAGGAAGCCAAGGAAAAGAAGAUUGAGCGUCGUCGUACUUCUUCCAUCCAAAAGUCUGCCUCUGCUUAAUUCCUCUUUUAAAAUAAAAUAAUUUGGAAUUAGAUCAAUAUAAUAGCAAUUUAUAUUGCUGUGUAGUAUUCAAACACUUAAAGAAUACCCUAUCGUUUUAUUUCUCGCUUGUAC
Molecule: messenger RNA, 1095 nt
Organism: Rhizopus microsporus ATCC 52813
Lineage: Eukaryota; Fungi; Mucoromycota; Mucoromycetes; Mucorales; Rhizopodaceae
Product: ribosomal protein S6e
Exons: 4
Coding region: 256-981 (241 amino acids)
Biological process (GO): translation
Cellular component (GO): ribosome
Molecular function (GO): structural constituent of ribosome
Source: RefSeq, a predicted model, not a curated record